Messenger RNA from Pararge aegeria (speckled wood butterfly), 1227 nucleotides. RefSeq lists its product as uncharacterized. The record is from RefSeq and is a predicted model, not a curated record. Lineage: Eukaryota; Metazoa; Arthropoda; Insecta; Lepidoptera; Nymphalidae. The transcript has a single exon. Bases 1 to 1227 code for a protein of 408 amino acids.
AUGCAGAUACCGCCUAGUGCGGGUACACGACCAAAAACAUUCACCAAAACAGACGAUGUUGCAAACACUGUAGACAUCGCCGAUAUCGAUAAACUCAAAACAAGUCAUAGGGAAAGUGAAGAAAUGUCAUUUAGUAGUGUUAGUACGAAAACUAGUGAUUUCGACCAUAUCUCAAUAAGUUCUAGCGAUAAAAAUGAUGCAUACGGCACAAAAAUUAAUGAACGUAAUGUUAAUAGCGAUUCGACUGCUGAAAAUGCGCUUACGUACAAAAAUAAUAAUAUUAAUAACAUAAAAUCUGAUGAGAAAACUGAGAAUUACCUAACUAAAUCUGCAAGUAAAAACGAUUUCGAAUAUGAAACACAAAACAUAAACGCGUCUGUGAGAAAAGAUCAUGAAUAUAACAAUGAUAUGGUACAAACUAUUGGAGAUACUAAUAAAUAUGACCCUACAACAAUUAACCAGUUAGGUAGUUCAAAUACGGAUGUCUUCAAUAUUAAAUACGAUCAGAACUUAAAUGGUGAAAUGCAUUCACUGCGUAGACCGAAAUCCUUGAAUCAAAAUGAUUACGCCAAUUUUGAUAAACAUGAGGGCAACAUAGAUUAUAAUUCUAAGUCUAAUAUAAAUAUUAAAGAAUGUAAUGACAAUUAUCCUAACGCUUUGCAGAAACUUGAUAAAGAUAGAGUAAAGUUCAAAAUUGAUACGACCAACAACAUUAGAAAGAGAGAAAGUGUGUGUGGAUCAACAAAUUUUAAACCACAUAUUUUAAAUGUUAAGCAACCUAAAAAUAGUAGUUUAAGUAGUCAUCUUAAAAUAGCAGUAGAUGAAAUAGAUGCAGAUUUCAGAGUCAGUAGAUUAGACAUUGUCGAAAAUAGGAAUAGGGAGAUAGGUAGAAAUGAAAACAGAAAUGGUGAUCCAUUUGUAAACGACAACAGUUCUAAUGAUUUUGCUUCAAACAGAAAUAGAGAAUCGAGUUCAGCAUACGUAUUUCAAAAUAAAAAUAGGGAAAUAGGUGUUAAAGAAAACAGAAGUAGGGGUCAAUUUUUAAAAGAUAAUGGUUAUAAAGAUGUUGUCUCCAACGGAAGUAGAGAAUCGGAUUCAACAGACGUAGUUCAUAAUAGAAAUAGCGACAUAAGUCUAGAUCGAAAUAGAAAUAGGGCAGAAGAUAAGGUGGCUAGUAAACUUUUGCAGCGAAAGUUAGCUGCCUAUCGAAAGUUACAACGUUUUUAA